Molecule: messenger RNA, 747 nt
Organism: Arxiozyma heterogenica
Lineage: Eukaryota; Fungi; Ascomycota; Saccharomycetes; Saccharomycetales; Saccharomycetaceae
Gene: TPI1
Product: triose-phosphate isomerase TPI1
Exons: 1
Coding region: 1-747 (248 amino acids)
Biological process (GO): glyceraldehyde-3-phosphate biosynthetic process; glycerol catabolic process; gluconeogenesis
Cellular component (GO): cytosol
Molecular function (GO): triose-phosphate isomerase activity
Source: RefSeq, a predicted model, not a curated record
AUGGCUAGAACUUUCUUCGUUGGUGGUAACUUCAAAUUAAACGGUUCCAAGGCUUCCAUUAAGGAAAUUAUUGACAGAUUGAACACUGCUUCUAUCCCAGAAAAUGUCGAAGUUGUUAUCUGUCCACCAGCUGCUUACUUAGACUUCGCUGUCUCUCAAGUUACAAAGCCACAAGUUAGUGUUGGUGCCCAAAAUGCUUACUUAAAGGCUUCUGGUGCUUACACUGGUGAAAACUCUGUUGACCAAAUCAAGGACUUAGGUGCUAAGUGGGUUAUCUUAGGUCACUCCGAAAGAAGAACUUACUUCGGUGAAGACGACAAGAUGGUUGCUGAAAAGACCAAGUUCGCUUUGGACAACGGUGUUGGUGUCAUCUUGUGUAUUGGUGAAACCUUCGAAGAAAAGAACGCCGGUGUCACCUUAGACGUUGUUGAAAGACAAUUAAAUGCUGUUAUUGCUGAAGUUAAGGACUGGACCAACGUUGUUAUUGCUUACGAACCAGUCUGGGCUAUUGGUACCGGUUUAGCUGCUACUGCUGACGAUGCCCAAGCUAUCCACGCUUCUAUUAGAAAGUUCUUAGCUGGUAAGUUAGGUGAGAAGGCUGCUUCUGAAAUCAGAAUCUUAUACGGUGGUUCUGCUAACGGUUCUAACGUUGCUUCUUUCAAGGACAAGGCUGAUGUUGAUGGUUUCUUAGUCGGUGGUGCUUCCUUGAAGCCAGAAUUUGUUGAUAUCAUCAACUCCAGAAACUAA